UUACUCGACAUAUAAACAGAAUAUAUAUUUUAUAAUAAUUCUUAAUGUAAAUUUUUAAUUUACGACAGACACUAAUAAAUAUUUUUUAGUUUCUAAUAAAUUUUUUUUAAUAUUCACAUGCAAAAUAUAUUAAAAUGUUAUGACAUUGAAGCAGGGUGUGUAUGCUCCACUGAAUGAAAAUAUGAAAAGUUAGUACUGCACUGCAGUAAAAUUGAAAUAGAUCAUAUAGAAAUACACUGCAGUAUUUUAUCAGCAGUUUUGCCUGUAAGGAGGUAUAAAAAGAAGUAUAUAAUGUGGCUGUGCACUGCUAAAACGAGUAUUGAUUAAACAAAUUACUUAGAGACAAGUAACAGCAAAGGAAUAUGGAUGCAUGUUUCACUGCUUUUGACAAAGAUGAAGAUGGAUAUUUGUCUCUCACAGAAUUUGAACUCAUUUGUCGUGCAUUGUUUCGUAACGAUCGCGGAAAAAUUUACAGUCUCGACAAGAACCAGUUGAAUGAAAUAUAUUCUGUAUUUGACUGGAAAAAAGAUGGAAAGAUUGAUAGAGAAGAGUUCGAGAUGUGCUGGAAUCGUUGGAUUAAAAUAUGUUGUCGUCCAAAGAGUGUUUUUUUGAUCGUUGAUGUACAAAACGAUUUUAUAACGGGUUCGUUAAAUAUAAAACAAUGUGCUGCACAACACGAUGGUUCAGAAGUGAUCGAGCCAAUCAAUCGUUUGUUGGAUACUGUACCAUUUGAUGCAGUAUUUUACUCUCUUGAUUGGCAUCCUGUAGACCAUGUCUCUUUCAUUGAUAAUUUACAUCUUAGAGAAGUUGAUCCUAGCAGCGAAAUUCCAAAAGAAAUAGCACAAGUUUAUGAUACGGUUACAUUCAAAGGACCACCGCUACUAACGCAACGUCUUUGGCCGCGUCAUUGCAUUCAAGACUCUUGGGGCGCAGAGCUUCAUAAAGACCUAAAAAUCGUUGAUAAUGCAAUUAAAAUAUACAAAGGAACAAAUCCAGAAGUGGAUUCAUAUUCUGUGUUUUGGGAUAACAAGAAAUUGCAAGAUACCACGUUGUCCUCACAAUUACAAGAAACCGGGACAACAGAUAUAUAUAUUUGUGGACUAGCUUAUGAUGUUUGCGUCGGAGCUACCGCGGUUGAUGCGCUUAAAAGUGGUUAUCGAACUAUUCUCAUCGACGAUUGUAGUCGAGGAGUAGAUCUCGUAGAUAUAGAAAAAACGAAAGCUACCGUCAUAAAUGAUAAUGGUGUGAUUGUGAAUUCGAAUCAGGUAAAAGCAAUGGUCGAAGGAAAAGAUCGACGACCGGAACUUGGAUACAAAUUAGCUUUAGAAAUAAAAAAAAAAAUGAACUCCGUAGAUGAUGAUAAAUAA
This is a messenger RNA of Colletes gigas, 1367 nucleotides long. Its product is annotated as nicotinamidase. Gene Ontology annotation, molecular function: calcium ion binding. Lineage: Eukaryota; Metazoa; Arthropoda; Insecta; Hymenoptera; Colletidae. The coding region runs from base 363 to 1367 and encodes 334 amino acids. The record is from RefSeq and is a predicted model, not a curated record. The transcript has 3 exons.